AUGGAGCCAACCUUUGUCAAAGUCAGGGGUACAGAUUCGAUGCUCUUGAUCGUCGAUUCUCUGACCCAUCAAAUCGAUAUUUUGCAGAUCGUCGAUGGCUCAGAGACAAUGGCGAGGGAUGACAGUUUUGACCUCAAAGAAGCGGCAAAGAUCCCUCGCAGCGCAAUGAAAGCCAUCAUCAAAUAUGUUGAAAAGGAGAAUAAUCGUUUCGAAAGGACGGAUUCGAAUGUCGCGUAUGCUGUCGCACGUCUACAGCUGUGCGAUAACGGGGACAUAUUGGCAAUUGUUCGCCUAGUUGAAGCUAGCCCCGAACACAGACGUGAACGUCGAAAGGCUAAGUACUAG
Molecule: messenger RNA, 345 nt
Organism: Orbilia oligospora ATCC 24927
Lineage: Eukaryota; Fungi; Ascomycota; Orbiliomycetes; Orbiliales; Orbiliaceae
Exons: 1
Coding region: 1-345 (114 amino acids)
Source: RefSeq, a predicted model, not a curated record